Scheffersomyces stipitis CBS 6054 is the source of this 3900-nucleotide messenger RNA. RefSeq names its product Lrg1p (gene LRG1). The transcript has a single exon. Gene Ontology annotation, cellular component: cytoplasm. Lineage: Eukaryota; Fungi; Ascomycota; Pichiomycetes; Serinales; Debaryomycetaceae. The record is from RefSeq and is a predicted model, not a curated record. Bases 298 to 3657 code for a protein of 1119 amino acids. Gene Ontology annotation, biological process: signal transduction; actin cytoskeleton organization.
AGACCAAACUGGACAGCCUUAAUACCCCCGAUACCAAAGUCUACUCCACCAAAUGCAAACGGCCCAGAACAAGAAGGCCGUGAUGAAUUCUUCUUUGAAGAAAAAGGUACAAAUUCCAAGAACAUAUCAAACCCAUGGAAUCCUUCAAAAUCAUCUUCGGAAUCGUCAUCAUCUUCGCAUUUAAACCCCAACCAGCGCCAUUCCAUUGCUGUAUCUCCUAGUGCACUGAAUGCUAAUCUAGAUGGUAAUGAUAGCGGCAAACCUCCUCUUAAAAGCUACGAUUCUACCAAGAGUGUCAUGCCAGAGAUUUCGGACCAAAAGCGACUCACAAAGCGCAAGAGUAAAAAAGUCUGUAGAAAAUGUGGUCUUGAUAUCACUGGUCAGUUUGUGCGAGCCUUACAUAAUGCGUACCAUGUAGAAUGCUUUUGUUGUCAUGAAUGUGGAAACCAAUGUUCGGCAAAGUUCUUUCCUUUUGAUGUUGUAGAUGAAGCCACUGGCGUUAAAACCCAAGUGCCUUUGUGUGAAUACGAUUAUUUCAAGAAAUUGGACUUGAUAUGUUUCACCUGCCACAGCGCAUUGAGAGGUCCCUAUAUCACAGCUUUGGGAAAUAAGUACCAUUUGGAACAUUUCAAAUGUGCUGUUUGCCAAAAAGUUUUUGAAUCCGAUGAAAGUUACUACGAGCAUGAGUCAAACAUUUAUUGUCACUACCAUUAUUCAAAGCUAUAUGCAUCGCAUUGUGAAGGUUGUCAUUCUUCCAUUGUCAAACAAUUCGUCGAAUUGUUCAGAGGAGGCCGUAAUCAGCAAUGGCACCCUGAGUGUUAUAUGGUGCACAAGUUUUGGAAUGUGUGUAUCAUGGCAGAUUCAGUAGGUUUACAAAGUUCUUUCAAUGUUACUGAAAAUGAAAUUGCAAACCUACGUGAAAUCGAAGAAAAAGACGAUUUUGGUAUCGAUCCCAAACUUUUGCUUUCUAUUGAACAACAGAUAGAAAAUGUAGUUAUGAGAUGUUGGUUGACUCUUUCUGGGUACGAGGAAACCACCGCUACUUGCAUUAGUGAUAUGUUACUCAACGCAUGUACUGGAAACCAGAGACAAGGACUUCUUGUAACGGGAAAGUUGAUACUUAACGUAGAAGUUUUAUUCAAAGCACUUGACUGUGUGUUGGAUCUUUGUGACAAAUCGUUCCCAUUGGUUCUUGAUGCACAAAAACUGAAGCCACAAGUUGGUCAACACGCUGAUGAUCUGGAGUCUUCUUUCAAUCAACUCGAAGAAGAUUUCUUCCAGCCUUUGAAGAAGGAACCCAGAAAUAUAUCAGGUAAGAUCAUGAGUUAUUUGGCCAUCUUAAGAAAGUCUAACCACAUUGCUCAGUCAGGCAGUUUGUCUGCUGAGUUACUAUCUGUGAUUACUGGAUGUGCUCACUAUCUAAAGCUAUUGAUCAGAAUUGGUCUCAACAAUGCCCUCAAAGUCAACAAGUUGAAUGGAAACACUAUUGCAUCAGAUAAAUUCCUUGAACUUACAUCUUCAUACGAAUUAUACAACAAGAAAUCUGAAAACCUGAGUCAAGACAACACUUUUCUGAUUUUGUCCAAGUUGGCUAUCCCUCCAAAGUCCACAGAUGCUUGCAUGUCUUGUACCAAGAGUAUUGAAAAGUCGUGUAUCAAAUUUGAGAACAAGAGAUGGCAUCCUAAAUGUUUCAAUUGUUCUGUAUGCUCAAGGUUUAUUUCUUCAGAGGAGUUGCCUGAUACCAAGUUCCAUGAAAAUGGCCUCGAAAUCAUUUGUCAAUUAUGUUCAUCCCCUGGAGAAGCUAAAGUAGGAUUUGAAAUCGUCAGCGAUUUGUCACAAUUAGUCUAUCUUUUGAAGAUCGCCCAUACCAGAUCCAAAGCAGUCAUGAAAGUGGACUUUAGAAAACAAUCACAGACAACCGUAGAGCAGAUUCAAAGACCUACUGAAGAAGCUAAGAGGCAGCAUGUUGCGGAAGACAACUAUUCUAAGACCAUCAACGACGUUACAAGAAUGAGAACUAGAAGACAGAGCCAGAAGUUGUCGAAUUCCAUCAAGAAGAAUGCUAGGAAAUCUGUAAUUGUAGAGGCGCCCGAGGCUAACAAAGCUAAACAGGAUGAUUUAGCCUACAGCAACUUGACAGAUGACAAUAUUGCAGAAGAGUUGGCGGAUGUCUCAUUUGAAAACAACAGAGGAGCUGAUACUCAGUUCAGUAGAUCUGACAGAAACUUCAGUGCCUCUUCUCAACUAUCAUAUGUAGCAUCACAACGAGAAAAUGAGCACUUCAACGUCAAGAAGUCUUUGAAGAUAAGAGAAGAACCCCAAAGACAGCUUACUAAUACUCAUCUCGACCGCACUUCAGAUUUGUUAAAGAACGAAAAGUCGUUGACGUUGGAUGAUAUUCCUAGAAUUGUAGCUGCUGAACAAGCCAGGGAUCAAAGACCAAACGCAUUCAAACAUCAUCAGACCUUAUACCAAAAACCUAAUCACUUACAAAAUGUCAGAACCAGUCCAAACAUGAUAAGCCCAAGUAGUCAUUUGGAUAGUAUUUUGACUACUCCUGUCGGGCAAGGUCACAUUGAAAAGAAACAGAAGUACUAUUCUGAGUUGACGAAAGAAGAGCAUUUUAUAAUGAGGCAUAUUGCUGUAGAAGCAUUGGGUGAAGUUGCUGGUAAUAAAUUCAACAAGGAUGAGUUGCUAUCAUUGAUUCAAACCAAGAAGCUGCCAACAUUCUGGGAUAAGUUCAAGUUUGGUAGCGAUAAGAAGGACAAGCAUUUGGGUGUAUUUGGUGUCGACUUGCAAGAUUUGACCAAAAAAUAUGGUAUUGAUUCAGACUUGGGUGUUGGACCUUCGAGAUUAAGAAUACCUAUCGUGGUUGAUGACGUCAUCAGCGCUUUGAAGCAGAAGGAUAUGUCUGUGGAAGGUAUCUUCCGUUUGAAUGGUAAUAUCAAGAAGUUGAGAGAUUUGACAGAACAAAUCAACAAGAGUCCAUUGAAAUCGCCAGACUUCAGCAUCCAAACUGCUGUGCAGUUGGCUGCUUUGAUGAAAAAAUGGUUGAGAGAGUUGCCUAAUCCGCUAUUGACGUAUACACUCUACGACAUGUGGAUUUCAUCGCAGAGCUUUGAAAACCCGGUACUUAGAAAGAGGGUGUUGCAAUUAACUUACUGUAUGUUGCCCAGAAGUCACCGCAACUUGCUUGAAGUGUUGCUUUACUUCUUCAGCUGGGUAGCUUCGUUUGCUGAAAUAGACGAGGAGACUGGUUCCAAGAUGGACAUUCACAACUUGGCUACGGUUAUUGCCCCAAACAUCUUAUUUUCGAAGCAGAAUAGUCAAGCAGAUGCCCAGCCUCAAGGGGGCGACACCUAUUUCUUGGCCAUUGAAGUUGUCAAUCAGUUGAUAGAUAUGCACGAGGAAUUGUGCGUUAUUCCUGAUGAUCUUCUUCAGUUUUUUGACAAAUGUGGCUUUGUCUCAGACAACAUUACUACAAAGGAAAUUAUGAAUAGGGUUGAUAAGGUACUCAAGGAAAACAGCAAAUAUUUCCAGAACUUUGAGAUAAAAAACCCUGAAGGUAUAUCCAACCAGGAAGUAAGAAGCAAUACCAUCUCUCGUGGCCAGUCCAAGGCAAUUCAUGAGUCCCAUGUUGAAGCCUCUGACGUCUAAUUGAACACUGCAUUACAUUCCCUUCAACGAUUAACACAAAAAUCACUACAUAACAAUCAAAACACGGUUAUCACAACCAUCACAACAGAUCAACAAAUCAACAAAUCAAGUCAUUAUCUUCAGGAUUUGAUAUUCGUAUGUAUUAUUAGUCACUGGCAUUAUCAUUCAUUCCUUUCAAUAGCUGCUGGCCAUGGACGUGUUUACAUAUGUCUAGAUAUAGUUUAAUGUAUUAGUAUUGAAACU